AUGGCCUGGUGGGAAGGAAAUAUCAAGGGGCAGAGACUCCUGGACAUCGGAACAGGACCUUCUCUAAUCAACUUGAUAAGUGCUUCUAGAUGCUUUGAAGAAAUUUAUCUCUCAGAUUUCUCCACCGCUAACCGGAAUGCUCUGAAAAAAUGGCAGAAGAAAGAGGAAAGAGAAACUUGGAGCUGGGAGUCUUUCUUUCGUCAUGUGGCGAAGUUAGAGGGAAACGAAGACAGUUGGAACUCGCUACAAGAUGAAUUCCGAGAUAAAACGAAAGCCGUAUAUUUCUGCGAUGUGAACAACGCCAACCCGUUAAGUCCCGUGGAUACGGCCCCUUUUGAUACAAUCACCACCAGCUAUUGCUUGGAGACUGCGUGUCAGAACGAGGGGGAGUAUCGGCAAGCAAUGAAAAACGUUGCGUCGCUUCUGAAACCAAGGGGGUAUUUCAUUAUGCUGGCAGGGUUGAAGGAAACUUAUUAUCUGGUUGGAGGUAAUAACUGGCGAACGCUGCCCCUGCAAGAGGAACAAUACAGAGAUGCUUUGCAAAAGGCAGAUCUGGAAGUUGUUUCGUGGCAUCCUAUUAAACGCCAAGAGAAUGUUUUGGAUAUUGAGUCCGACUAUGUCGGUUGCUUUAUUGUCGUUGCGAGAAAGAAGAAUGGUCCUUAA
Molecule: messenger RNA, 663 nt
Organism: Lingula anatina
Lineage: Eukaryota; Metazoa; Brachiopoda; Lingulata; Lingulida; Lingulidae
Product: indolethylamine N-methyltransferase
Cellular component (GO): cytosol
Molecular function (GO): N-methyltransferase activity
Source: RefSeq, a predicted model, not a curated record